This is a messenger RNA of Nematolebias whitei (Rio pearlfish), 2463 nucleotides long. RefSeq names its product protein GPR108. The transcript is spliced from 18 exons. Lineage: Eukaryota; Metazoa; Chordata; Actinopteri; Cyprinodontiformes; Rivulidae. Gene Ontology annotation, cellular component: membrane; Golgi apparatus. The coding region runs from base 301 to 1983 and encodes 560 amino acids. The record is from RefSeq and is a predicted model, not a curated record. Gene Ontology annotation, biological process: transport.
CGUUUGUGUCUGCACCUUACGCUCCUGAGCCAAACCAGGAAGUGAAAUUCUGCCGUCGUCUACAAGCUAGCUGUUAUUUUACGCGAUGAAAGCACGCAUAAAGAAAACUAUUUAACAUAUAUAGUUCUAAUUUAACAAUUAUCGACGUUAUUCAUAUGUCUACAUAUUUAUUUUUAAGAUAAACGUCACUGUACUUGGCCUCGGGGGCCGUAAAAUACUGCUAGCCAGCUUGUUGAUUAGCUAUCUGGAAGGAUUGUCAGUCGCUAAUACCAGUUAGUUUCCGUUAGCAGUUAGGUAGUGAUGGCUGUGGCACAAUUAAAAUGCUUUCUUGCCGGAGCUUCUUUUUUAUUGCUGCUGUCAGGCGGCGACGCAAGGAUACACAAGCUCACCCUGAAGAAUGAAACACGGUUUGCUGUGGACCUUAACAACUUUGGUUUCUACACCAACGGGACUUUAGACGUGAACUUGUCUGCUUUGUCGAUCAAAGAUGUUGUGAACUACACAACGUAUCCAGUUGGUUUUAGCUUGUCCAGGUCACGUGUUAAUGGUGUGUUGUCCUACACUGCGGAGGAGACCGACACGUGCCCACUCAUAAUGCAGAAGUCUAACAACAACGAACACGAUGAGCCUCUCAUUCUUUUUCUUAUUGAUGUCACUAACCUAAGUGUCAAUGUGAAGACGAGGGGCGUCCAAGACAAUAUCUUGAUUGCAAAUGUGAAGGAAGAUGCAAACAAAGUUCAGAGGAAAGCUAGAGACACCUCUGCUAAUAAUGAUGCGAAUAAGCACAACGGAGUUGAAAACAAAGCACUGGCUGUGGGACAGAAGACAGGAACUCAGACAGAAGUAAAGAACACCCAAGCUACUGAACCUAAGAAAGAGAAGGGAAAAGAAUAUCAUCUGGACGAGGAUACCAAGCUGACUUUAGCUCUGGGCAAAACAAACAGCUUCUACAACUUCAGUUUCCGAGUGGUUUUUGGCUUCAAGGCACAGGGUCUAUACAGUCUCAAGUUCCACUACUGUCAGAACAGGGUGCCUGGAUUUAAACUGCCUUACUCGUUCACGGCUGAAGUGACAGAGAAGAAUCCAGAAGGGUACCUGUCUGCAGCAGAAAUUCCAUUGUCUCGCCUUUACAUAUGCAUGGCAGGAGUCUUCUUCGCCGCUGCCAUGGUCUGGGUGUACACGCUCAUGAAGCACAGGCACAGUGUGUUCAAGAUCCACUGGCUGAUGACUGCACUGGCGUUCACCAAGUCUACAUCAUUAGUUUUCCACAGUAUCAACUAUCACUUUAUCAACACCAAGGGGCAUCCCAUUGAAGGCUUGGCCGUCAUGUAUUAUAUAACACACCUGCUUAAAGGAGCUCUGCUGUUCAUCACGUUGGCACUAAUCGGCACCGGCUGGGCGUUUGUCAAAUACAUUUUAUCAGACAAAGAGAAGAAGAUUUUCAUGAUAGUUAUUCCUCUGCAGGUCCUGGCUAAUGUUGCCUACAUCAUCAUCGAGUCUACAGAGGAAGGCUCCAGCGAGUACUAUCUGUGGAAGGAGAUCCUCUUUCUGGUCGACCUUAUCUGCUGCGGAGCCAUCCUGUUCCCUGUUGUCUGGUCAAUUCGUCACCUACAGGAGGCUUCUAGCACAGAUGGCAAAGCCGCCAUGAAUCUGGAGAAGCUCAAGCUCUUCCGACAUUAUUAUGUGAUGAUUGUGUGUUACAUCUACUUCACAAGGAUCAUAGCCAUUUUGCUGAAGAUCACCAUGCCUUUUCAGUGGCAGUGGUGCUAUGAGUUACUGGUAGAAGUGUCCACUUUGAUCUUUUUCGUGUUGACGGGUUACAAGUUCCAACCAGCAUCCAAUAACCCAUACCUCCAGCUCCCCCAGGAUGAAGAGGAUGUGGAGAUGGACGAAGUAGUGACAGAGUCCGGUGCACUGGAGGGUAUUUCCAAAGUCAAGAAGACUUCUAACGGACGCGAGCGCCAGAAAGAGCCCGCCUUGUAAGCAGAAAGCUGCUUGUUUGGGAGGGACCAACUAAAAGCCCCUCAGGCCACAUGGUGUUUGGGGUACAUAUGGACCAAGACUCCCCACUUCCACUGACAGUUCUCUGUUUGAAACUUUAGGUGGCUGCAAAGGUCAUGCCCACUGUCUGGCUAUGCAAAAAAAAAAAAAUGGUUACCAUAAUAAGACUUAACAUGAUGGACACGCUCCGAUUCUUUGGACACUCCACUCAGAAACGAGGUUUCUGUCACUAGUGGAGAUGCAGAAAAAGGAGCUCUGUUGGUGUUUAUCCUUUUUCCCUCAUUUUUUUUUUCUCCAAAGAUAAUUAUUUUAGCAACAGACUUGCUUUUGAGUGUGUUUACGUCAGCUAUUUAAAGUGGUACUUUUGUGUGAAUCUUGGCUAAUUUACGUGUGAUGUGAGAACACGAGUGAAUGUGAGAUAAAACUAAUUUGAACUCGACACGUUUUUUUUUUUUUUUUUUU